AUGUUCCAUGCCGAUGAGGUGAACGCUGGGCAUGCGGCGGCCGAUGUGAAGCAGCGGCAGGAUACUACCAUCACGAACGAGGAGUCUAGAAAAGCGGCAGAGCUCAUUCAACGAACAUUUCGAGGGCAUCGAGCCCGGCGGCGACUUAAGGGCUUCGGGCUCGAUGCAUCAACCAAAUGGGCCGAAACUGCCCGUGAUGCGCAAUUCCAGAAAGAGAUCACAAGUCCCAUAGAUCAUAAUGCCACUAAGGAAGAGAACAGUGCACGGUCGCCGGCGCGAAAGAACUGGUCGCAUGUUCUGAACGUUGCAAAGCGCGCAGCCCGCGAAGACCUCUCCUCUGACGAGUCGCAAGAUGACGCGGAUGAGAACAGGCACUAUGGACAAGAGCAGAACUCACAGACACUUUCUGAGGAGCAGCGGUCUGCCCUACGCAAAGACCGGCGGGAGGCUCGUGAGCUUGGGAAGAAGAAAGCUAAAAUGAUGGAGCUGCAGUAUUGGCUAGAGUUCGUCGAUACAAAGCACAGGCAUGGCUCGAAUCUGCGGAAAUAUCAUGCUUACUGGAAGACUCAAGACACAUCUGAGAACUUCUUCCAUUGGCUCGACUACGGCGCUGGGAAGGAUCUCAACUUGGAAGAAUGCAGCCGAGAAAGGCUCGACAGGCAGCAAGUCAGGUACUUGUCUCGCGAGGAACGCCUCAAAUAUCUCGUUGAAGUCGACUCUGACGGUCUCUUGCGGUGGGCGAAGAAUGGGGAGAAAGUCUGGACCAAAGACGAGUUGUUCAAGGACAGUUUGGAAGGCAUCGUCCCCACGAGUGAUACCACGCCAGCUUUCAAGAACAAUGAGCCUGGGCAAGCAUGGGAAUCAUCCUCAGACGAUGACAAUUCCUCCUCCCGAUCUAGGUCAAGCUCGUCGUCAUCAUCAUCCAAGUCCAACAAGUCGACCACAGACCCUGACGAGGGCAGCAAUUACAUCAACGAGGACUUCCAUCGCGCACGCGGCCCAGCCAAGCUCAAGUACGUGUCUGCCGGUGUCGUAUUCAACCAUAUGAUCCGCAGUUCGCUGAAGAAGGGCCACAAAUGGAUCUUCGUGUGCGACACACAGCUCCGCCUCUACAUCGGGUACAAACAAGCAGGAGCGUUCCAACACUCAUCCUUCCUUCACGGCUCUCGCGUCCUCUCCGCGGGUCAGAUCAAGGUUAAAGACGGCCGACUGCGUCGCUUGAGCCCGCUGAGCGGACACUACCGCGUUCCAGCUGCAAACUUUCGGACAUUUAUCAAGUCGCUCAAUGAUUCCGGCGUGGACAUGUCCAAACUCUCCGUGUCUCGCAGCUACGCAGUUCUUGUUGGGCUGGAAGUCUACGUCAAGUCGCGCCGUAAAGUGAAGAGCGGCCAGGAGAAAGUUGUCAAGCAGAAGGAUAAGAUCUUGGACCCUGAAAAGGUGCGCGAGGAGGAAGAGAAGAACGUUGACAAGAGCAAAUCGGCUGCAAAGGAGCGAGAAGUGCUUGAGAAGCAGAGGCAGGAAGAGGAAGAAGCUGCGAGGAUACAGAAACUGGAGCGCAGGACAAGUCGUAAGAAUUCCAUGAAGGGUUGGUUACAGAAAUUGGGCAUCAGGUCCAGUAGUACAAAGGACGAGUGGUCUCCAACAACUGCAAGGGCUGAAGAUAAGGAAAAGCAGAGGGAAGCGAUCAGGGAGGAGAGAGCGAGUGCUCCGACUGGCCCGGAAGAUGGGAUUCCCCCAGCGGAUGAGUCUCGAUCGUGA
This is a messenger RNA of Cyphellophora attinorum, 1758 nucleotides long. RefSeq lists its product as uncharacterized. Bases 1 to 1758 code for a protein of 585 amino acids. Gene Ontology annotation, molecular function: protein binding. NCBI's taxonomy places the organism in Eukaryota, Fungi, Ascomycota, Eurotiomycetes, Chaetothyriales, Cyphellophoraceae. The transcript is spliced from 2 exons. The record is from RefSeq and is a predicted model, not a curated record.